CGUGCAAUCCACAAGUUUCGCCUUUGACCGUAUUCAUUGUUUCUGCUUCCUCUUUCUCCGUGACGCUCUUUCAGUACUGUGUACGAUCUGCGAAAUCUCUCAGCUCAGCCACCGUCCUUGCCUCUUUCGACGGUUCUUCAGGGGAUUUCCUUUUCCCUCCUGAGUUCUCAACUACCGUUGACGGAUCGAAUUUGUGGCGAUCUGUUUGUGGAUAAGGUUGGAACAGCAUGCGGUGGUGUCUGAGUCUAUCAGUUGAUGUUUUUCGCAAAGUCAUUUCAUUGAACUUGUACUGUAAAGUUAUUCUGUAAAUCCUUUCCGAUCGUAGAUCGAUCAUUCUCUUCCCCGUCAUCCUGAAUCAGUUGCCAUCCAUGGGAUCCAAUUUUCUCGUUGUAGUUCCUUGUUAUGUCCUCCAGAUUAGUUGAAAUUUUCAUCCGUUUCUUACCAUUYCAGUUGGCUAUCUAAUCCCGUCGUUUUCCUCAAGAAAUCCAGUUUAGUUUUCCAAUUUCCGUUUCAGUCUUCUUUAUUCAAUUAAGCGUGAAGAAGGUGCUUCGUUUAGUUGGCCGUGAAUCUCAUUCGAUAGUGGUGGACGAAUCUUUUUGAUUUGCAUAAUACGGAGACUGUUAGAUAUUCCUCUCUGAACAAUUGUGCCAUUUUCCCCGUAUUGAAGGGCUAGGGUAGUAGUUAUGGUGUGCCAAGCAGCUACUCAAACAAGAUUUCGAGCAUUGAAACACGAAAAUGGGAUUGCUGGAAGUACCACCAUAAUCGUCAGAGUCAUAGCAUGCUUUCAACCUCUACAGGAUUGUCAGGCUGAGUAUUUCCGUCACUUGCUGAAACCAGUCACGUAGAUAUAUUCUGUAGUUUUCGUUCAUAUUAAGCUGGCGUCUUUUGUUAUUUUUCUUGAUCCUGAGAGAUACGGAAACUGCAAUCACUAGUUUACUACGCCCUCUUUCUGGUAAAUUGAUUUGAUUGGAUGGGAGAAGCUUGGGGAGCCGGACAUCGUCCUCAGCUUCAUUUUGAUUGGAAACCAUCUCUGCUAGAUUCUUUCGGUAUUCCACCAAACCUGGACCAACCUAAUCCCAUUGCUUCAAGUAUUAGCAACAAUAUGGUCAUGACGAAUGGAACUUUUCCAGUAAACUCUGCAUUGAAGGUUCCUCAACCGCAGGUAGGCCUAGUAAAUGAACCACGUAAUUGGUUUCAUUGCUUGGCACCUUUAGAGCAAGCUUUUUUGCCUGUCAAAUGUCCUACUUUCAAGGAUAAACUAGCGGUUUUAUCUAAAGGACUUUCAAACGAGGCUGUUGCACCUCUUUCUGGUUCUGGAACUCAGAACAAAGGGUUUCUUGUCAUUGAUCAGUCUGCCGAUAAAACAACUUUGGUUUUAUGUUCUGGGGGUGGUGGCCCUCUCCAGCUACUUACUUCAUGGAGUCCACAACCUACAGCUGCCAAUCAAUUUAAUGGACAAGACAUUGGAAAUAAACGAGAUUUCAUUUAUGACUCGAAACUAGUUUUGUCAAAUGAUUUUGUUGAGAACCAUGAGACUGACGAGCACAGUGAGAUGCAAGAAGACACAGAAGAGCUCAAUGCCCUCCUAUACUCAGAUGACGAGAGUGAAUUUGAUGAGGAUGAUGAAGUUACUAGCACUGGUCACUCACCGAGUGCAAUGACAACUAAAGAUGAACAUUAUGCAUGUGACGAAAAUAAUGAAGAAGUUGCUAGUUCAGCAGGUUCAUCCAAGAAACGGAAGAUUGAUGGAGGUUAUAAUGUAACGUCCUUAAUGGACACUGCGAGUUCACUGAUGCCUAGAGGAUCCCCAGAGUAUGAGGAGGAUGCCGAAUCUAGUUGUGGAAAUGAAGGAAGUCGUCAGGAUAUGCAGGACGUGGAUUCCUCAUGUAUCAACAAAAGGAUGAGAAAAGAGAAAAUACGCGAAACUGUUGGCAUUCUCCAGAGUUUAAUUCCUGGCGGGAAAGGCAAAGAGGCGAUUGUUGUACUAGAAGAGGCAAUUCAGUACUUGAAAUCCUUGAGGCUGAAAGCUGGGGCAUUUGGUCGGAAUGCAUGCUGACGACAUGUAUGAAAAUGGGAGGGGGAGUUGAGUUAUAGUAUUUUCUAUUUUACAUGUUUAUUUUGAUCAGAAAACAAUGGUGGACCAUGGCGAAUAAGUUGGGGAACUCAUGCAUUAGUUAUGGACAAAUGCUAGUCCAAUUUCCAGAUAGAUGUGAGUUGUGGAUAUCGUAGGUGGGAAGUUUGAAGAAUUCCUAAGCCUUUMUCCAAUGAUUAGAAAUCAGCAACUUUGGCUCAGUGAAAUCUUCUUUUAACGAAAGAGGGUGGUGGUAGUGCAAUGUAAGAUGUCUUUAAAAGUGGAGAAGAAUGAUUAGUCUACUCUUAUUAUGAAAAGAGGGCAACACCCCCACCUGAACCAAGUGGGAAUGGCUUUGUUGAAGCGAGUAGAGUAUUGGUGGGGUUCAAAAGAGGUCCCAAAUAAAGCAGUGCACGCCCGGCCCCAACCUUCACUUUCUUAAUCUUAACCCUCUCUGCUUUUUGCAUCAGAAGUUUUCCCCUCUUGUGGUGGAGUUUACUCAAAUUUGCAGGUAAUCAAGCAGUCAAAGCUUCCACUUUCCGCCAACCGCUGGGAUUUUAUUUGUUGCAGAAAUUGGUAGCGAAAGGAGCUGUAGGUGAGAACUGUAGCCAAAUUAGCGCAGCAGUAGUGGGUUUGGUUGUGAGUUAUUAUUAGGUUGGGAUCCAGAAUUUAAUUUGGUAUUGGUUGUCUUUAUGCCUGWGUAGUAGCGUCGCAAGCAAGCAUUUAUGAUAAUGAGAGCGACGGGUUUGCUAAUUGUUUUUGGCUGCAAGUGUAGAGAGAGGAAAAGAAAAAAAAAAAUGCUGUUUGUGUUGGAGAAGGAGAUGAUGAUGUGUACUAGUGGGGACCACCACGAGGGGGAGUUUGUGCAUUAUUAAGGGGAGGGAGGAUAAUGGCAUCUGAAUCUGCAUGUGAUGUGGCACGCGUGUGAGAUUUCAGUGGUUGCUGAUCUCUGGUGAUGAUUGUGAUGCUUUUGGGUUGGUUUUUCGUUCACCUGCCUUGCCUUUUUCAUGUCAAACUUAUGAACUGCACCCUCCUCUUUCUUAUUUUACUUGUGCUGUAAAUUUUAUUUGUUGUGUUCUCUGCAUAUCGGUUUGAACAUGGUUGUGGAAUUUUGUAGUCUGCGAAUCGUAUGUAUAAAGUUUUGUUAAUGGAAUCGGUAGGCGUAGGAAUUUUUAGAUUUGAUGAAAUUCGUAGGGGUUGUAGUUGGAGUUUCUGCUGCCCAGAAUGCAAGCCAUGUGUUGCAGUA
Molecule: messenger RNA, 3317 nt
Organism: Momordica charantia (bitter melon)
Lineage: Eukaryota; Viridiplantae; Streptophyta; Magnoliopsida; Cucurbitales; Cucurbitaceae
Product: transcription factor bHLH143
Molecular function (GO): protein dimerization activity
Source: RefSeq, a predicted model, not a curated record